CCCAUUCCGGAAUCCACGGAUCCUCGGUGUCCAGAGUGCUGCCCUGGGGCUCCAGAAACCAGUCUUGACGCCUGGCCGAGCACAGACUCAGGAACCUCACGCCAGCUGCUUGUCUUCUGCUGCUGAACUUCUGCGUUCAUUAGUUCAGAGGUGGCCGCCAGCCUAUGCUGCGUGCUCUGCCCUGGCUGGGACGCAAACAUGUCGGGGAUCGCCCUCAGCAGACUCGCCCAGGAGAGGAAAGCUUGGAGAAAAGACCACCCAUUUGGUUUUGUGGCCGUCCCAACAAAAAAUCCCGACGGCACGAUGAACCUCAUGAACUGGGAGUGCGCCAUUCCCGGGAAGAAGGGGACUCCAUGGGAAGGAGGCUUGUUUAAACUACGGAUGCUGUUCAAAGACGAUUAUCCAUCCUCACCUCCGAAAUGCAAGUUUGAACCGCCGUUAUUUCACCCGAACGUGUACCCCUCGGGCACAGUGUGCCUGUCCAUCCUGGAGGAGGACAAGGACUGGAGGCCGGCCAUCACGAUUAAGCAGAUCUUAUUAGGAAUACAGGAACUUCUAAAUGAACCAAAUAUCCAAGACCCAGCUCAAGCAGAGGCCUACACGAUCUACUGCCAAAACAGAGUGGAAUACGAGAAAAGGGUUCGAGCACAAGCCAAGAAGUUUGCUCCCUCAUAAGCAGCGACCUGUGGCAUCAUAAAAAGGAAGGGAUUGGUGUGGCAAGAACUUGUUUACAACAUUUUUGCAAAUCUAACGUUGCUCUCUACAAUUACUGGUCACCUGGGGAGGGUUGGGCGGGCGCCAUUUUCCAUUUCCGCCACUGGUACAGUCUCGGCUCGCUGAAUCGCCCAGUUUUUCAUACAGGGUCUCUUCCUUCAGUCUUUUGUAUUUUUGAUUGUUAUGUAAAACUUGCUUUUAUUUUAAUAUUGAUGUCAGUAUUUCAACUGCUGUAAAAUUAUAAACUUUUAUACUUCAAUGAGUCCCAAGGAGCUAGUUCCUUUGCUCGCGGAUGCAGGCAUGCUUCACGCCGUCUAGAGCUGCACUUAGCCUUCAGCUGGCUGCACGAAACAAAAUCAGACCUGCCCCGCCCCGCCGCCUCCUCUCCCAGAGCCCGGCUUGUGUUGCUUACGAGCCUCAGAUCCAGUCAGCCAGCGUCGCGUUUCCGCAUCACUUCCUUUGUGUUUAUAUGGCGUUUGUCUGUGUUGCUGUUUAGAGUAAAUAAACUGUUUAUAUAAA
Molecule: messenger RNA, 1233 nt
Organism: Mesoplodon densirostris (Blainville's beaked whale)
Lineage: Eukaryota; Metazoa; Chordata; Mammalia; Artiodactyla; Ziphiidae
Gene: UBE2I
Product: ubiquitin conjugating enzyme E2 I
Exons: 7
Coding region: 199-675 (158 amino acids)
Biological process (GO): protein sumoylation
Cellular component (GO): nucleus
Molecular function (GO): SUMO conjugating enzyme activity
Source: RefSeq, a predicted model, not a curated record